AUGCAGCUGUCCGCGGUGCAGCAGCAGCGGCGAAAAGCGAACGUGCCGACCUUCGCCAACCACACACCGCGCGCGUGGGAGAUAACAGCUACCGACCCCUCCUCGCAAUCUCCUGGCCUUCCCGACAUGUUCGGCGCCCCUACAGGCAUGACCAUUGGCGCCGAACCAGGCUAUUGUGUCAAUAUGGGUCAGGCUCCCUCCUCGUCAUCCUCCUCGAAUGCCUAUGAGCGGGAGAGGAUCCGCAAGGCCAGCUCGACUAUCCUCCGCGAGGACUCCAUUCAGCAGCGGUUUGAGAGUGCUUCCACUACUACUACCGACGAGCAUUAUUGGUCGUCGACGACUGUGCCGCUGUCCAGGGAGGAUUCAUGGUCGAUGAACUACGACUGUACCACUCAGGCUCCGUAUUCCAAUUCUUCGAAGAGGGACGACGAUAUGAUCACCCAGUCGAGCUUGGUCAAUCUUCCUCACAGUGCCAAGUCUUAUGAUCUGGCGUUCUUCUUGAGGACGACUGGGCCGACGGCGCCGCAUCGUAGGCCGAGCAAGGUUGAGCCUCCGAAGCGAUCGGUCAGCGGCAAGAAUGCUUUUAGAUUUCUCAAGCGAGGCCAGAAGCGAGAUGUGACGCCUGUUCAGAGUGCUAGUGAUAGGUUGGUUGAUGUAUCAUUGAAUGGCGUUCUCAGGGAUGAGGGUGGGCUUCUCCUGGAUUGUGUGGAGCAAAAAGUCUCCUGGACAGGCAAACCGUACUUGGCCCUGCGACUAUCAUCACCGAAACUCUCAGAUGUCAUCGAACAAGACAAUGCUGUCUCAGACAUGGCUGGACCUUCGACUUCAUCAUAUCUCAGCCCGGACAUACUGGACUCGAGGGUGUCGAUCUGCUUUCAUGAGGAUUCCAACAACAGUGACAUCCUCGACAGCUACCUCCAUGCUUUGAAUAAGCAGCAGUAUCAAGACGACCCUGCGAUCUCAGACGAAAUUCGACCUGCAACGUCUUAUGAAGAGGUCGCCAGCAGGCUAUCGCGAAGAUUCCCGACCCCGAUCAGGCCUGCGGCAUCCAACCCUCCGACUCCACAACCUGAGUCAGGGUCCAUGGCAGAGUCUUACUCCACUGAGCUUGUCGACGAUCCAGUCGGCAGACAGUCUUAUGAUACUGCUCGAGCACUAUCAGGUCAAGCAACUCCAGGGGCCGAACCAUUGACGCCGAAGAUCUCGUUGCCAAGAGAGGAGUUUCCAGUCAAGCAUCCGAGCCCAGAGAAGGAAGUCGAAAUCAAGCAACCAGUGCCUCGCCGACUUGGAAGCUAUCCUGUCCUCAUGCAGAGAGCAUCGAGCAUCGCAUCGACCCUUGGCCCACCACGAAGCUUCUCCGAUAGUCCUGGCCCACCGCCACCCCGCAGCCCUCUCAGACUCAGGCGGGACCCAAGGACGAUCGAAAGCAUCAUCGCCAGCCAUGGCUCUGAGCGAAGGGCCACCCCAAAGAUUGCACCCAGCAUCAAGUCCGCAAGCGACUUUGACUUCGGCAUGGAACCCAUAAAAGCCACCGUCACCACGGAAUGCACUGGCCCCAUCAAGAGGCCCAAGUCUCGCAACAAGAACUCCAGCCCUCGCCGGCGGAUCGAUCCCUUGAACCGCAAGGAGCGAGAAGAACGUGUUCGAGCCCGCAAGCUGCGUGAUCGACCAAGUGUGAGCAGGACCAUCGACUCUGUCGUUCACGCACCAGCACAGGCAACUCGCCAACGACAGAAGAAGAUCAGACCACAGAUCACCAUUCCAGACUUACGUCCGCCGCCACUGAGAGCGCCAUCUGCGGCCAGUCAUGCCAGUGCGUCGAGUGUAGCUAGCUGGAAGAAGGUUACGCAGUCUACUCAGACGCCGGUGUCGCCAGUGCCGUCCCGGACAACCGAUGAGGAUGACAGGAUGAAUUACACGCCAAUCUCACCAACAGCACAGACUGCCGAAGAAAGAAACUCUGAGUCGGGCAUGAACUUCAGCCCGGUAAUGAUGGUUGCAGAAGAAGUGCCAGUGCCAAAGACCAAGCCUUCACCAAAGCCAACAAAGCUCAUUCUCAAGGAAGGGAAGACGUAUGCCCCUCGACCUCGCUCGGCAUCGUAUUCACGGUCCGCAAUUCAAAGACGAAGUCGAACGAGUGUCAACAACAGCAAUCAGAACAGCGUCCAUUCAUCGCCGAGGUCGAAGAGCCCAGGCUACGAGCGAGAAGAAGACGACGUUCCCCCUUUGCCAUCACCGCCGCCGACUCGGGCCUUGCCACCAACGCCACCAGCUUCUGGAUCCGAGAAGACAAGCAAAGCGAACAGCAAGGCCAAGGUCGUUUGCAAAGAUCUCCCUACCGUCCCGUCACACGACGUAUCGCCAAUUUCAUCCACCUCCUCGAAGAAGGACAAGGAGAAGUACCCCCACGUCGUCACGCAGCAAAGCAAACACGCCAACAGAUCCUCGAACCGAGCCGCCGCACGAAUGGAUGCCCGCCUCGAAGCACUCGAGAAGCAGAACGCUCUCCUUUCCGCAGCACUCAUGGCGGUACUUCGCACAAACGGCGCUCUGAACGGAACAAUCCCCAGUCUGCUGGAACCUGAGAGCCCGAAAGCGGGUCCGAUGGCGUGGGAGUCACGGGUCGCGAGGAGGAGUGCAGCGACCACAGCGACCAGCCACACGGCCUCGAGCAGCAACGGGAGUGCUCUGGAGAUGUACAUGAGCACGAGGAGGGGGAGCCGUCAUGGUCAUUGA
Molecule: messenger RNA, 2736 nt
Organism: Zasmidium cellare ATCC 36951
Lineage: Eukaryota; Fungi; Ascomycota; Dothideomycetes; Mycosphaerellales; Mycosphaerellaceae
Exons: 3
Coding region: 1-2736 (911 amino acids)
Source: RefSeq, a predicted model, not a curated record